Dicrocoelium dendriticum is the source of this 763-nucleotide messenger RNA. Lineage: Eukaryota; Metazoa; Platyhelminthes; Trematoda; Plagiorchiida; Dicrocoeliidae. The record is from the annotation of a GenBank genome assembly.
AUGAAAUACCGCCUAAUCGCUGUGAUGUUUACGUCGAAAUGCGUACUACUGCUUGUCAUAAUGAUAUCAGGAGUAUUCCAGAAGGAUGGCAAUACCUUACCAUUUACAGGUGAAGAGAAAUUGGAGGACCAUCCAGCAGCUAAACACUUUCAAGAUGUCUGCAUCAAGACUGACCUCAAGUCUGAAAGCUUUUGCUAUGUGUGCUAUAAUGUGUCCGCAGUGACCACUGUAAUCCUAUUACCCACUGUCUCAAUUUCAUCCGGAACGGGCGUGCCAUUCAAUACGAUUGCAUGUGGAUUUUCUUACUUAACUGGUCAUGCUGAGAGCAAUCACGUCAUUGUCACCAUGGAGAACAUAGGAUCUGAGGACUUAAACAUGUUUACAAAUCGGACUCAAUUCUGGGGCGGAACUACGCCAUCCGAAUUGCCAUGGAAUUUGUCGGAGAUGAUUCAACGGGCGAAUGGCGCUGUGCAUAUGGCAGUGCAACUGAGGUUAUGCAUAUUGCUGAGACGACGUGCGCGAAAUAUGAGCGGAUGGCAAAUGCAGAGAAAACAGCAGGCGACAAGAACUUCACCUGCGUUGUAAAAGGUCCACAUUGGGCACAUCUGGAAGGAGGAUUUUUGUUGCACUUCGAGUCGGAUGAAGCGGACAACAUCACCGUAACAAAAAAGGAUUUGGAAAAGCGAAACAACACGAGAGUUGGUUACGACAUUACUGACUUGCAAAUUAAACUCCUAUGUGCUACACGCUAAUGUCAAUAAUA